AUGCAACAGUCUGACCCAUCCUUUGAACUGGAUCCCUCGGUAGAAGAACACUUGAAGCUAGAUACAUUUGAGGGAAAAUUCGAUGUUAAGGACUUCGUUGGAUCUGUAUCAGAAAGGCUCAUCACUCAAUCAAAGACAAACUCCGGUCCCUUUGACCCCAAACCUUUCAUACGGACGUUUGAGGCGGCUGUAGACAGACUGAUCGCGGUUAGAAAGGACGUUCAAGCAAAAACAGAACAGAUGGAAAAGAGUGUACGUGUUGCAGAAAGAGAGUAUUCCAAGAAGAUGGUUGAACUGAACCGAGGCUUCGAGGCUGUCGGUUCGUCAUUUUCUACCAUGGAGAGCAAAAUGAGUGAGGUAGGACGAACAUCAAUUAGGAUUGGUGAACAGCUAGAGUCUGUGCAUAUAGAACGCCAGAGAGCACAAGCCGCUUAUGAUCUGAUCGACUAUUACAACCAGUUCUCUCGAGGAGAUACUUCCCAUUUAGAUACUUUGAAGAAAGAAGGGCGAGAGGGUCGGCGUCAAGUAGCUGUUAUAUUGAGGCGCUUGACAACCGUGGCAAGAGAGGUUGACCUCCCGACUGCUGAAAAGGUAUGUUGCUAUGUUCGAGCAUCUUAUACCAGAGAAAGCAUAGAUAAAUAUUGCGAGAAGUUUGAGAAGGACAUGCUCUAUCUCUUUGAUAGAUGUUAUCGCAAAGGCGAUCCAAAGAUGAUGCAUCAUUGUGCACAAACGUUGCUCGAUUUCAAUGGAGGCGCGUCAUGCGUGCAGGUUUACGUUAACCAGCAUGACUUCUUCAUAAACAAGAUCCGCGAAAACCCUGAUUAUAGCGAUGCUGCUCUCUGGGACACUAUCAUAAAUCCUGACGCCAGUCCGCCCAAGACGGAAUCAGGUUUGGUGGAAUUAUUUGCGGAGAUUCGCGGCACCGUAGGCCAGGAAGCGCAAAUAGUACAAGCUGUCUUCCCUAAUCCACCUUUGGUGAUGCAAGUAUUUUUGCAAAGAGUUUUUGCGCAGUCUAUUCAACAAUACAUGGAACAACUAUUGAAUAAAGGUUCCUCCUUGUCCGACUUGGCAUAUCUGCGCGUAUUGCAGCUUGUGCAUAUUCAAACGUCUGCUUUGGUGGAAGACCUUAAAGCACACGAGCUUCCUUCUAUCACUCCCAUCCGAUCUUCGCUUGAUGUGACCGACUUCCGGCGAACACUAGCAGGCGCGCCCUCUACUUCUGCCCCGCCAACGUCGACAACGAUUGGAGCUAUGCUAGAAACUGCCAUGGAGGAGUUGUUUGUGUCAUUUAUCGAGGGUAACAAAUAUCUAGAAAGAGAAAGCAAAAGCUUAAGUGAACUCUAUGCUGGCCUGCUCACUACUUUUACACGGUUCCAUGGGAGGAUCCAAAAAACAAAAUCAUCCAUGUUCGAUCGUAUGGUUAAUCAACUCAGUGCAGCUGCUGCCAACACUUCGACGACUGGUGCAUCAAGUACUUCUGCGCAAGCUGCAGCUGCCCUAAUGAGGUUUGGUGGUAUAAGUGCUGAUCGGCUGCAAGAUAAAUCAUCGGAGGAACCUUUACGAGAGGAAGAUGGGCAGUUGAGUGUCCUUGUCGCGGAGAAAAUGUUGAAGUGGCAUGCAGAGGCCGUUGGAAGGUGUAUUGAGCUUAGCCCUCAAAGUGACGCUGCAAAGAAUACUUUUGCCUUACUCCGAGUUUUGGCUGAAGCCAUUGGCAAUGCUUAUGUCGAGACGGCCAUUGAAAGUGCUCACGCCCGGGUGGAAGCCGCAGAUCCAAAAGCAGAGCCUAAUCUUCAGGCUUUUGCAGUCUUAAAUACGGCAGAUCUGAUAUGUCAUCUUUGGCAACAGUAUGUGAACAUAGCGCUUUUUCCUCUAGCCAGCUCUUCUGUUACUAUCCGACGAGAGAUGACUGUCUUCAACAAUCAAACUGUCAGCCGAUUAGAGGGAGGAGCUAACAGUCUAUUACAGCGUGUAAUUGACGCUAUUGUAUCAUGGCUCUCUUCUCUACUCGUAAAACAAAAGAAGAACGAUUUCAAGCCACGUAACGAUGAUCUAUCAUUCGCCCGAGUGAAUACGGAACCAUGUGUCGCGUGCUGCGAAACCCUAGAAAGAGUCCGUGAUGCUGCAAUGCAAAAGCUGAGCGGUAAGAACUUGGAGGUCUUCCUCACAGAAGUUGGCGUCGCCUUCCACAGUUUAUUACUUGACCAUUUGCGAAAGUUCCCAGUGAGUGCUACAGGAGGGCUGAUGCUAGCGAAAGACCUCAAGUCAUAUCAAGAUACAAUUGCAUCGUUCAAAAUCCCAUCACUACUGGAGCGCUUUGAGUUCAUCCGUCAACUCGGAAACGUCUUCCUCGUCCGACCUGAGAUUCUUCGAUCAUACAUUACCGAGAACUACCUGGGAAGGAUCGAUUCAAGUCUGCUUAAACCAUACCUUGCUCAACGUAGUGAUUGGGGUCAGUUCGAAAAAGGGUUCAACGAUAGUGCAGACAUCGAGGAUACGAGUCCUGAAGUGUCAACCAAGGGACUCAAAGAUCGCUUUAAGAUGGCUCGCGUCAGUAUGAUGAUGAAAGAGCUCGAGGGGCUCAAACUUGGGGAAGGGAUGUCCAUGAACAUUCCCACAAGCUUCGCUGGUAGCUUCUCUAUCUCUGCACGAGGACUCGGUGGUAACAAUAACAACAACACUAGCUCAACGUUGUAA
Molecule: messenger RNA, 2694 nt
Organism: Serpula lacrymans var. lacrymans S7.9
Lineage: Eukaryota; Fungi; Basidiomycota; Agaricomycetes; Boletales; Serpulaceae
Exons: 15
Coding region: 1-2694 (897 amino acids)
Biological process (GO): exocytosis; Golgi to plasma membrane transport
Cellular component (GO): cytoplasm; exocyst
Source: RefSeq, a predicted model, not a curated record